GCAGACAAAGGCCGGCGUGCAGCCGAGCGGGCGCUGCAGCCGCGAGGUCCGCGGUGCCUCUGAGCAUAGGCCGAGUGCCCCCAUGGCCCGCGGGGGCGUCCGGCUGCCGCCGCCGCCGCCUCUCCUUCCCUCGGCGGGGCCAUGAGCGUCUCUCCCCCGGAGCCCCCGGCCGGCCAGGCCUGCGCCCUGGAAGGGCUGCCCCCGCUGCCCAAAGGGCUGAGCGGCAUCCUCAACUCCAGCGGCGGCUCGUGGCGCGAGAUCCAGAAGGUCUACAGCAAGAAGUCGCGCAUCCAGGACGACCUGCGCCAAGCCCAGGCAGCCCCCGGGGAGAAGCCGCCGGCCCCGCGGCCCCGCCGGCCCGCCAACCUGGAUGCCGCGCUGGCCGUGCUGCGCAAAGAGAUGGUGGGUCUCCGACAACUGGACAUGUCUCUUCUUUGCCAGCUCUGGUCUCUGUACGAGUCCAUCCAGGAGUUCAAAAGCCUCUUCCAGGACAUGUCAUCCUCGCUCCACUCAGAAGGCAGCCUGGCUGCCGAAAACGGCUUCUCGGACGAGGAGGAAGAUUUUGACCUGGAACCGUUAAGUCCAGAUGGGCCGCGGGAACCCCCUCCGGCCCACCAGCAGCUGCGCUUCCUUCAGCCCCAAAACUCCCGGGAUCAGUGGCUUAAGGACUCUUUCCAUAUUGCGAUCUGAGCCAGGCUUGGCCAAACGACAUCCGGGAAAGGCCAGCUGGAAUGUCAGCAUUGGAAUAAGGCAUCGUGGUUUGUUUCUGGAGCAACCCAGCCUGUUUUCAGCUUUCCACCUAGUUCCUGGGCCUUUUUCCCCCCCGAUCGUGUUUCUCCCUCGAGAAAUCGACAUGAUUUCUUUGGCCUUUCCAGAAAGAGAUGAUUUGCAGAGGGGCAAAAUGCAGGGAUGUGCUUUGGAGUGGAGAGUCCCAAUUGCAACACGAGGGAUCCCGUGUUGAGAUUCUUUGGGACUGUCUUCGAAAGAGCAUUGGGAAAGACGCAAGAAGGGUCGAAAUUAACCGGAAAUUAAUCGCUUGAAUUUCCUGAAAAAUGCCUCUCCACAUCUUCCAGCUUGUCUCCUCCACCCCCACCCCGUAAAGAUCUGGUAUCUUUUUUCCUCCAACUCAGGGCCCCUACCAACUUCCGGAAUUUUCAGCCUACGUGAAGGACAAGACCACCGUCUGGAAUUGGGGCUGGGUUUGGAGAAAUGGCCCUGAAAAUUGAAAUGGAAAUGCGUUUUAUUUAUUCGGUCAAGGGUCAGCAACGCCGACCUGAAAGAUUUUGUGAAGAUUUUUCCUGGGAGGGGGAAAAAAAGAGGAUCGCUUGGGCUCUUCUUCAGAAUGCAGGUCUCUCCUGGGUAAAAAUUGGACUUUAUCAAAUUUACUUGUCCUUGCGUGGAGAUGCGAGUCACCUCUGAAGCUCUUUUGAUAUUUGGAGGAUAGGAAAGGCUUGGCUGCAUCUCUGAAGGAUUCUGGCCCUUCCCUUGCCUCUUUCUUCUUCCCCACUGCCAGGUUUCCUGUGGCUGAAUGAAAUUUGGGAUACUGAUCCCGUUUUCUUCUCUGUGGUACUAACAGCACCCCUAAAAGGGAGUAAGAACUGCCACCCAGUGGCCGAGACUUUUCCUUGUCCAAAGACUUGGGUUGAAUACGUUCCAAUCUACCUAAUUAGAAUCAUGAGGACUAUGAACUUAAUUUUUUCUUUUUUUUUUGGAACAGGGGAUGGCCAGUCCAGCUUGCAUACUGAGGAUCCAAGCUUUGGGCAAGGACCCUGAACAUAAAAUUCUAGAGACUUCUAUUGCAAAUGUAUUAUUUUAUUUUAUUAUUUUUUUGCAGUGGAAAUUUGCAAGGAAGGGAUG
Messenger RNA from Pseudonaja textilis, 1857 nucleotides. RefSeq names its product family with sequence similarity 89 member B (gene FAM89B). Lineage: Eukaryota; Metazoa; Chordata; Lepidosauria; Squamata; Elapidae. The record is from RefSeq and is a predicted model, not a curated record.